Bombyx mori (domestic silkworm) is the source of this 1161-nucleotide messenger RNA. RefSeq names its product cuticular protein RR-2 motif 72 (gene CPR72). Bases 518 to 1033 code for a protein of 171 amino acids. The transcript has 3 exons. Gene Ontology annotation, cellular component: extracellular matrix. Lineage: Eukaryota; Metazoa; Arthropoda; Insecta; Lepidoptera; Bombycidae. The record is from RefSeq and is a predicted model, not a curated record.
UCAUUUUGAAACGGUCGAACGCCCAGCUGAACGAGUUCAGUGCGUGUCGAAGUGACAUGUGUGAAUGUUUGUCUGAAUGGUCUGAAUGUAAUGUAAUGUAUGUCAACCGGCCUUGCCAUUAUCUGCGUGCACGGGCUUUUACAAAUGUAGGUAACGUGGACUUAUAAAGCGCGUAGCCUGUUUUGACAUUUAUUGCAAAGAUACCCUUGUAUCAUUUGUGUCAUUGUAUCGAAUAUGCGAAAAGUACAAUGAAGCGUGAAAGUUUUUUUCCCUACCUAUUAGCUGGUAGCCUAAGAGGCAAUUCCAGCAACGCACGCAUAGCUCAACUACGUGGUGAGCUCAAGGACUCAACCUGAAAGAAUUUUCUAACACUAACCCAAGCAAGAGCAGAAACUUCCACCGGAUAGGAAUCGCGACCCAUCGAGAAGAUUUGCAGAGAAACUCAGUGGCCAAACUUUCAGAAGUUGGUGUUGAUUAAAGGAAGUCACCCAUCGCAUUCGUUUCUAGCUGUGGGACUAUGCUGGAGCUCAAAUAUCAGGAAUCGUUGAUAUUAUGCACAAUACCAGCAGUGAUCAGUAUUAUUGUGAAAGAUCCGCCACCUACACCAAACGACUACAAAUAUUCAUACAGUAUAGAGGACCCGACAACGGGAGACAGUAAAAGUCAGCACGAAGUACGCCAAGGAGAUCUUAUAACAGGAGCGUACUCUGUUGUAGACCCUGACGGAAGGAAACGUAUUGUAGAAUAUACAGCAGACUCAAAAAACGGCUUCAAAGCAAUAGUUAGAGAAGAACCAUCGGAAACACAUCAACCGCUAAACCCUACACCGACAUUACAGUUACAAAACCGGAAUUAUGUCGAUAGAGUGAACCAAUUUCCGGUUUUCGGUCCAAGGUUAUCGAAUAAUGGAGUGCGGGUUCCGUUCAUGUCAUAUUAUCCUAAGCAGCAGAUUUAUUUCACAGCACAUAAUGAGAUCAAAGCGGAAGACAUUGUAUUUCCACGCGGACAAUAUUUCUUACCGGCCACCAAAUGAUUAUAGAAUUCGUGCUAGGUGAAUUCAUUGUGAUACUAAUUUAAGUUUAUAUGUGUAAACAAGGUCAUCGACAUUUUGUGAGUGUAAUAGAUUGUACUGAAUAAAUAUUAAUUUUUAAAGGCUAAAAA